GACGCCAUUGGCCAGGGAGGAUAUGUCUGUGAUAUCCAACCUACAUCCAGGUGUGCUUACACUGCAUUAGGCCCGCCAUGCACAGCAGAAAACACGCCGACAUGCAUGCCAUAUCUUGGUUCUGCAUAUACCACGUCCAGGCGUGCAGAUGCAACCCCCUCCUCACCCUCGCCCUCGCCAUGAUGGGUGUGGAGAGGCUGAGAUGCCCGGCGCGCCCUCUGGCCCUCCAAGUCAGCCACUUGGGCACUUGGGCCCUCAGCUGUCGAGACGGCUUCCAACCUUGUUGCCCGCCCAUUCGUUCGCGUCGCGUAUCAGACCAACUAGGCCCCCGCAUAAUCACCUUGGGGCUGACGGCUGCUGAUGCUCGUCAGGCCACUUAUCAGAGCGCCGGCCGACAGUAAGCCGCCAGCUCGACACUGAGACUGGCCUCCUCCCCCCUCCCGGAAGACCUUCCGCUCGUGUCCUUGUCCCCGGGCCCUCUGCCAACCCGCCCUCGCGCCUCGGCUGCCUUGGCUGCGGACAGCAGCGGCCGGAGGCUUCGCCCACCUGAUGAGCGAGACCACCCCCCGGGCUCCGUUGCGCCGUGCGGCGCCGCUUGUCGCUUAGGGCCUCCACACCCAAGAUUACCCUCGUUUGCUUUUUCUCUCAUCAUCUCUUUCCGUGCGUCAGAUACGCCUUGCAACCACAAUCUCCCAGUCUCUAGCCACAUGUUCAACACCAUGGCUGGAGCUCUCCUGGUGACCUCCCCCUUCUCGAUCCGUGUUUGUUCCGUGUCAAGACUUUGCUCUCCGCGUGAACUGUAUCUCUUCUUCUCGUUUUUUGGAGGAGGGGGGCGGGGACGGGUCCGGUCCAUGUCGAUCCCGACUCACCGGCCUUUAAGGUUGAUUAAGUCUCACACUGGAGCCGCUGAGCUUGCUUCUCCCCAGACCCCUGAGGGGCAUACUACCAAGCCACCCUUGAUCUGCAUCUCAUACUAGGCUAGCGGUGGCUACAGAGAGCUACUAGUACGUGUAAUCCUUAGGACUUGUUGUCACUGAUAGACUUCCCUAUUUGGAUGUUACAGGCCUGAAGGGUAGCAUCGAGUAAGUACCAUCGUGGUUUUGAAGUGUCAUCCCGGGAGACUGGCCAUCUGCGAGACGGAUAAUCGGCAGAUCAAUUGGCAUCCAGAACCGACUUUCCGCACGCUGUGUACUAUGUGUCAUGGGGAUUGUUGCCAUGUUCGGGCCGGGACAGCCCCAGGACGACAUAGGCGCAUCGCAACAAGUGCAGGACUAUCGAUUGCACCCGGCCUCGCUUGUCAAGAUGAGACAGGGUGGGCCAGGCCCAUCCAGGGCCACAUGCUCGACGACUUACGGCCGCUCGCAUACUGAUACUGCCUGCCUGCGCUGGACUGACGGUCCGAUGGCGCCCUCAGAUGAUGAGCGCCCUCCCUUCUCAGCCUCGAAUCUCACCAUGCCUUACUAUGCUUCACCAUGCAUGCUAUACAGCCCCUGGGGAUAUCGGCUAGCUUUCCCUGACGCUCUGGGGACCAAGGUGUAGCAAGGGUACACACCUGAGUACCGCCACAUGGUUAACCACGUUGGACGAAAGCGGCAACCCAUGUGUCUAGCUGCACAACACGCUCAUCUGCCUGUCUGCUUAAAGAUCUUGUCUCGCUCCCUCUGGACUGCACAGAGGACGUCGUCUACCUGUCAGUGUCCUCUUGGUACUUGUUCACCCUUCGCUAUUGCGCCAGUCGUUCGUCCGUUUCCUGUGAGCUCAUCUGCCCGUCGUGGUUGGACGCGUCAACCCUGCUAUGAUGUAUUCUUCGAGCAGUCUUUUCCUGCUCCUGGGUUCGGUCAGCUUUGUGUGGGCCGCCACCGUUGAAGUCUACUGGGACAUCACCUGGGUCAACGCUGCGCCCGACGGAUACUCGCGGCCGGUCAUUGGCAUCAAUGGAGCAUGGCCAUGCCCCCUGCUGGAGGCCAACGUUGGCGAUACUGUCAUCGUCCACGUGGACAACAAGCUGGGGAAUGAGACGACUGGUAUACACUUCCAUGGAAUCAACCAGCUAGGAACGCCCGAGAUGGAUGGCCCUUCCUCUACGACACAAUGCUCCAUCCCUCCCGGCUCGUCGGUGACCUAUCAGUGGUUGGCCGAUGCACCAGGCACAUACUGGUACCACUCCCAUCAGAUGGGCCAGUAUCCCGAUGGCCUCAGGGGGCCAAUGGUUGUCCACGACCCUCAGGACCCAUACGCAGGCAAGGUCGACCAAGAGGUUAUCCUCACUUGCAGUGACUGGUACCACUCCCAGACCAUCCCUCUUGUGCAGGCUAUGCUUCAACCAAGUAAUACACAAUUCCGACCUCCGUUGCCAGACAGCAUCCUCGUCAAUGAAGGAGGCAGUACCCAAAUCCCAUUCGACAAAGGGAAGACCUACCGUUUCAGGAUGAUAAGCUUCUCAGCCUUUGGUGCCUGCCUGGUCCACUUCCAAAAUCACACAAUGCAGGUGAUAAUGCAGGAUGGGUCAUACGUGACCCAAGCCGAGGCCUCUCAGAUUUACCUGUCUCCUGGACAACGGUAUGACGUCCUGAUCUCGGCUGCCAACACCGACAGCAGCAACUACCCCUUCCUUUUCGCUCUUGAUGUGAACCCUGACUUCCGUGCCCCGGUCCUCGGCUUCCCCUACAACAAGACCGGAUACCUUGUCACGGACCCAUCCCAGAAUAGCACCUCUGUCGAUGUCGUCAACGUUUGGGAUCCUGUCGACAGCGUCGCCUUCACAAACCCCGCGGGGGAGGGCCCUCUCGGCCCCGUUGGGACCAGCAUCAAGCUCGAUGUCACAUUCUGCUUUGACAACAACAGCAUCCCGCGCUCGUGCUUGAACGGCCAGCCAUACGUGCCCCAGCGUGUGCCAACACUGUACUCUGCCGCCACCACCGGCGAGGACAACGCCAACCCCGCCGUCUAUGGCGCCGUCAAUCCGUUCAUCGCCACCGGAGGUGAGAUCAUCGAGAUAGUCCUCAACAACCUGGAUACCGGGAGCCACCCCUUCCACCUUCACGGCCACCAGUUCCAGGUCCUGGCGGCGCCGGCCUCCAACUCGGGUUCCUUCUCGGGGGACACGUCCAACUUCCCCGCAAAUCCUGCAUAUAAGGAUGUCUUCUUGGUUAAUGCCAAAUCACAUGCUGUGAUCCGCUUCAAGGCCGACAACCCCGGCGCGUGGCUGUUCCACUGCCACAAUGAGUGGCACGUCGAAAUGGGCCUGACGGCGACGAUCAUCGAGGACCCGCCGAAGCUGCGCGGUUUGACGUUCCCGCAGGACCACAUCGACGUCUGCAAGGCGAUAGGGCAGCCCUACCAGGGUAACGCGGCCGGGAAUACCCAGGACUACACCGACACGGCGGGGAUGCAGUUUGUAAACCCCCCUACAUAUACCGGGGCUCUAUACGAACCAACCACUGUCCCUAGGCCGCGUUCUCGUAUAGUCCGCACUAAGUUAUGAUUCCUGCUCGCGAUUGAUUCUCAGCAUCUAUGCGGAUUCACACCUCUUUUAUUUCUGCGCCUCGGUUCGUCCCUUUACUCCAGCCUAGGAGACCCCGUGUGUGUAUUUGGGAAGUCCAGGGGGGGGGGGGGGACGAGUUGAUCUGGGAUCGACCGGACGCGUGCAGCAUAAUCAUACCUUAUCAUGGAGGCUGCAGGCCCGAGUGCCCCGGAAGCCAAGUAUAUAGAUAUAUAAUGUCUGUGGCGAUAUCUCAUAUCCGUAUCCCUUGGCCUUGCGCCAUGGGUUGUAAAUAUGCACGUCAUGUUUAGAAGGGUAUGUAAAGAAGGACCGCGAACAAAUCAGUAGGAAUGAGUUUGCCCAACGUAUGUCGCAGUCUCCUGAGGCGUGAUAAAUGAAACCUCGCCAUACUGGGUAAGGAUGAUGAUACCCAGGUAAUUUUCCGGUGAGAAG
Messenger RNA from Diaporthe batatas, 3934 nucleotides. RefSeq lists its product as uncharacterized. Gene Ontology annotation, molecular function: ferroxidase activity; copper ion binding. The coding region runs from base 1796 to 3484 and encodes 562 amino acids. The transcript has 4 exons. Lineage: Eukaryota; Fungi; Ascomycota; Sordariomycetes; Diaporthales; Diaporthaceae. The record is from RefSeq and is a predicted model, not a curated record. Gene Ontology annotation, cellular component: high-affinity iron permease complex. Gene Ontology annotation, biological process: cellular response to iron ion starvation; reductive iron assimilation.